AUGGCUCCUCCGCCAGUAUAUAUCCUCUCCGCAGUCAGGACCCCCUUGGGCAUGUUUCAAGGCUCCCUGUCAAGCCAAACUGCAGUCCAGCUCGGCGCACAUGCGAUCAAGAGUGCUGUGUCAAGAGCCUCGAUCAAGCCAGAGGAGGUGCAGGAAGUCUACUUUGGCAAUGUUCUCUCUGCAAACCUCGGGCAGAACCCUGCGCGGCAAUGUACGAUUCAUGCGGGACUUCCUGAAUCCACUGUCGCCACCACUGUGAACAAGGUCUGCGCUUCCUCGGUCAAGGCCAUUGCCCUGGGAGCUAUGUCGAUCAUCACUGGGGAGAACGAGGUGGUGGUCGCUGGCGGCGCGGAGAGCAUGUCCAAUGCUCCUCAUUACCUACCCACUCUUCGUCUCGGCGCCAAGUUCGGCGAUCAGACACUUGUAGAUGCCGUUCUCAAGGACGGUCUAACAGACGCUUACAAGAAUGAGCACAUGGGUCUUCAAGGUGAGGAAUGCGCUGCAGACCACGGAUUUGGGCGAGAGGAGCAAGACGAGUACUGCAUCCGCUCGUACAAGAAGGCUCGUGCUGCAGACGCAAAUGGAUGGUUUGCAGAGGAGAUUGCACCCGUCACGAUCAAGGGCAGCCGCGGCAAGCCUGACACAAUUGUGGACAAGGACGACGAGCCCAAGAAAUUCAACGAGGAGGCUACACGGACGCUCCGACCAGCUUUCAAGAAGGAUGGCGGCACUGUCACAGCCGCGAAUGCCUCCCCACUUUCUGAUGGCGCUGCAGCGCUCGUUCUCGCCAGCGAGGACUACGUUCAGAAGCAUGGAUUGAAGCCUAUUGGAAGGAUUCUGGGCUGGGGAGACGCUGCGCAAAAUCCAUCCAAGUUCACCACGGCCCCUGCUCUUGCUGUUCCCAAAGCGCUGAAGCACGCAGGCAUCAAACAGGAGGAAGUCGAUGCAUUUGAAAUCAAUGAGGCUUUCUCCGUUGUCGCGCUGGCCAACAUGAAACUUUUGAAUGUGAGCGAGGACAAAGUCAACCUUCAUGGUGGUGCUGUCGCCUUAGGUCACCCGCUGGGAGCCAGUGGAGCUCGCAUCGUGACAACCUUGCUCGGUGUUCUCAAGCAGCAGAAUGGCAAGAUCGGCUGCGCGGGAAUUUGCAACGGAGGCGGAGGCGCAAGUGCUAUCAUCAUUGAGCGACUUUGA
Messenger RNA from Dissoconium aciculare CBS 342.82, 1191 nucleotides. RefSeq names its product erg10, acetyl-CoA C-acetyltransferase. The transcript has a single exon. Lineage: Eukaryota; Fungi; Ascomycota; Dothideomycetes; Mycosphaerellales; Dissoconiaceae. Bases 1 to 1191 code for a protein of 396 amino acids. Gene Ontology annotation, biological process: ergosterol biosynthetic process; fatty acid beta-oxidation. Gene Ontology annotation, molecular function: acetyl-CoA C-acetyltransferase activity. The record is from RefSeq and is a predicted model, not a curated record.